Messenger RNA from Scophthalmus maximus (turbot), 2288 nucleotides. Its product is annotated as E3 ubiquitin-protein ligase TRIM63-like. The transcript has 8 exons. NCBI's taxonomy places the organism in Eukaryota, Metazoa, Chordata, Actinopteri, Pleuronectiformes, Scophthalmidae. Gene Ontology annotation, molecular function: zinc ion binding. The coding region runs from base 239 to 1540 and encodes 433 amino acids. The record is from RefSeq and is a predicted model, not a curated record.
UUUGACCUUUGACAUAUAAGGACUUGUCGGCACGGCAACGGCUGACGUCUGCCGUUCUAAAAACAGACAAAGGGUCGUCACAUGCUGCUCACAGGCCCACGACACCACGACACCACGACACUCGUCCUGCUGCUGCUGCUUCCUUUUCUUUGCUUUCUUCUUCUCCGGGACAUCUCUCUCUCCUCCCCCGUCCUGUCCAGGUGUCUCCAGGUGUCUCCCCCUCCUCCCCCUCGUCGUCAUGGAGAGUCUGGAGAAGCAGCUCGUGUGCCCCAUCUGUCUGGAGGUGUUCACCAAGCCCGUGGUCAUCCUGCCCUGUCAACACAACCUCUGCCGCAAGUGUGCCAACGACGUGUUCCAGGCGUCCAACCCCUACCUGUCGACGAGGAGCGGCUCCACGCUGACGUCCGGCGGUCGGUUCCGCUGCCCGUCCUGUCGACACGAGGUCGUCCUGGACCGACACGGAGUGUACGGACUCCAGAGGAACCUGCUGGUGGAGAACAUCAUCGACAUGUACAGACAGGGAGGAACCAGCACUAACCCGUCUGUGGAGGUGAAGGUGGACCAUCCGAUGUGUGAUCACCAUGGAGACGAGAGGAUCAACAUCUACUGUCUGAGCUGCAGCGUUCCGACGUGUUCGAUGUGCAAAGUGUUCGGAGCUCACAGAGACUGUGAGGUGGCGCCGCUGGACGCCGUGUUCACCACGCAGAAGGCGGAGUUGACUGACUGUAUCUCGAUGCUCGUUGGGAACAAUGAAAGGAUUCAGGCGAUCAUCAGUCACCUGGAGGAAACGUGCAGAGCUGUCAACGAGAACGGCGGCAGACAGAAGUCGAAGGUGUGCGAGACGUUCGAUCACCUGUUCGCCGUCCUGGAGGAGAAGAAAGGUGAGAUGACUCUGAGGAUCAGCACGGAGCAGGAAGAGAAGCUGGACUACGUCCGAGGUCUGAGGAGGAAGUACAGCGAGCAUGUGGAGAACGCCGCCAAGCUGCUGGAGACCGCCAUCCAGACCCUGGACGAGUCGGAGAUGGCCUUGUUCCUGCAGGUGACCAAACCUCUGCUGCAGAAGAUAGUGGAAGGAACUGACACGUCUCACCUCGACCAACUGCAACACGGAUACGAGGACAUGGGUCACUUCACUGCCGACAUCGAGCGUCAGAGACAAGCGCUGGCCACGGUCGACUUCAUCAGAGCUGAUGCAGACGACAAUGAUGAUGAUGAUGAAGAUGAGGUGGAGGUCAGAGCGACGUCAGCAGGAAGUCGAGCUGAGUCGCAGCCUGCAGCCAAUCAGCAGCCUCCUGUGUCACCUGCUCAGCCCUCAGCCCUGCCCCCUCACAGACCCUCAGAGACUGCGCCUUCCAUGACAUCACAUAUGAAAAGCCCCGCCCCCUCAUCACCCAACCAGACCACACCCUCCACGCCCCUCCCCACGCCCAGCCCCGCAGCCCAGUUAUUGCUGCAGGUUCAGUCUGACGAGCAGAAUGAUUUGGACGACAGAGACGGACCCAAACACGUCUUCUCCUUCAGCUGGCUCAACCAGAAGUAAAUAGCACCGGACCAGACCCUGUUCUGGACGGGACCCAGACCAGAACGGGACCCUGUUCAGGACCGGACCCUGUUCAGGACCGGACCCAGUCAGGACCGGACCCUGUUCAGGACCGGACCAACUCGGGCUCUGUGCAGACAGAUGGAUCAGAGAGUCGACUCUGAUAAAGAAAAACAUUUUGAAUAAUUUUGUUUCUAUUUGUUUUAUCAUGAAGAUUCUGGUUCAGCUGAUUUUCCCAGUACCCAAUACAUAUAUAUAUAUAUAUAUAUAUGGGUGUGUAUGUGUAUUUUUUUUUCCAUUGAUGACUGGCCAUGUAAUCCUCGAUAAUUGGAAGAUACUCUCAUGUUACGCCUGCUCCUCCUGAUGACCACCUUCAAAAAUGGAUCGACUCAAAAACAAAUUUGUACAUAAGAAAAUACAUCAAAAAUGGUAUUAAAUAUAAGAGUACAGUGUUAAUACAUAUUUAUAUUUAUCAAACCUCAAAAACAACAACAACCCUCUCAUCCCUCACUCAGUCACGUGUCUGAUAGUUUUCAUGAAUUAUUCUGUGAAAUCAGUGAACAUGAGAGAAGAGAUCAGACAUUCCUGGCUCCGCCCCCUUUGUCCAAGUUAUAUUUGGAAAUAUAAAAAGAUUCUCACACAACAAAGGAUCCAGAUAUUAGACAAACAUCAAACAUCCAGAUGAAACUGGAUUCGUCCUCUGUUUCUUUUAUUCUUUAAUAAUAAAGUCGUUGAAAUGUCACAUUUA